Maudiozyma saulgeensis is the source of this 450-nucleotide messenger RNA. Lineage: Eukaryota; Fungi; Ascomycota; Saccharomycetes; Saccharomycetales; Saccharomycetaceae. The record is from the annotation of a GenBank genome assembly.
AUGAACGUGAUACCUGGAAAUAACUUUAACACUUCUGUAUCUACAUCUCAAGAUACUCUACAUCAAUCAAACGCUAUACCUUCAUUACCUGAUACAUUACGUCAACAAAAUGGUGGUGCUGUACCAUUAUCAAGUCAAAUAGGUAAUCAUCAUCCUUUACAAGAUCGUAUAACUAACUGGGAAUCCACUCAAAGAGAUAGACAAUUGGAACAAUAUCGUCAAAUUUUUGGUAUUGCUGAACCAAUGAAAAGAGUGAUGGAAUUAGAAAUUAUUGAAAAGUCAGGUUUUAAUCCAAUUCAUAAUAACGGAAAUUCUCUACAUAAGGAUAUCUUAUUAAAUAAAGAUACUUCAAUCGAUUGGGAAGAUGUAUAUACUACUAAUGAACAAAUUACAUCUACUGCUGUAGCAAAGGAUAUCCAUACAGUAAUGGAAAAUAAUUUAAAUUUAUGA